Molecule: messenger RNA, 1115 nt
Organism: Tarenaya hassleriana
Lineage: Eukaryota; Viridiplantae; Streptophyta; Magnoliopsida; Brassicales; Cleomaceae
Product: L-lactate dehydrogenase A-like
Exons: 3
Coding region: 55-1032 (325 amino acids)
Biological process (GO): carboxylic acid metabolic process
Molecular function (GO): L-lactate dehydrogenase (NAD+) activity
Source: RefSeq, a predicted model, not a curated record
CAGAUUGCUCAUCACAGCCCUUUCCAAAUUCUAAAGCAUUCGGUCCGACUAGAGAUGCAGAAGAGCGAGUCGGCAUCCUCGCUGGGCCCUGGAGGGCUGGACCUUAGCCGGGCCCUCUUCAAGCCCAUCCAGAACUCCGAGCCACCCACACCGUCCAAGCGCGGCACCAAGGUCUCCGUCGUCGGCGUCGGCAAUGUCGGCAUGGCCAUCGCUCAGACCAUCCUCACACAGGAUCUCGCUGACGAUAUCGCCCUCGUCGACGCCAACCCCGAUAAGCUCCGCGGCGAGAUGCUAGAUCUCCAGCACGCCGCAGCCUUCCUCCCCCGCACCAAGAUCUCGGCCUCCGUGGACUACAACAUCACCGCCGGAUCCGACCUGUGCAUCGUAACCGCCGGCGCUCGACAGAAUCCAAUCCCGCCCCUCGCCCACCACUCCCCCGACUCGAUCUUACUCAUCGUCUCCAAUCCCGUAGACGUCCUGACCUUCGUCGCCUGGAAGCUCUCGGGUUUUCCGGUCAAUCGGGUGAUUGGGUCCGGCACCAAUCUGGAUUCCUCCCGCUUCCGAUUCCUGAUAGCCGAUCAUCUGGACGUCAAUGCUCAGGACGUGCAGGCUUACAUCGUGGGGGAGCAUGGAGACAGCUCGGUGGCGUUAUGGUCAAGCAUAAGCGUGGGAGGCAUCCCUGUCCAUAGCUUCCUGGAGAAAGAGACCCUCGAGACCAUUCACAAACAAGUGGUUGAAAGCGCCUAUGAAGUCAUCAACCUCAAAGGCUACACUUCAUGGGCCAUCGGCUACUCUGUGGCCAAUCUGGCUCGUUCUUUGCUCCGUGACCAGCGGAAGAUCCAUCCCGUCUCCCUUCUGGCUCGAUGUUUUUAUGGUAUUGAAGGCGGGGACGUGUUCUUGAGCCUUCCUGCUCUGCUCGGCCGCUCCGGUGUUAUAUCCGUCUCUAAUCUGGACAUGACCCAUGAAGAGACCGUUCGCCUUAAUAAUUCGGCCCACUCUUUAUUGGAUGCGCAGAGGCAGUUGGGCCUUUGACUUCUAAUGAUUCAUGUUCUCAUCUCCACUGUAUCAUCAACUAUAUCCAUUGUUGAAUUGAAUUCACGUGAUCGAUUGUUGAA